This is a messenger RNA of Eruca vesicaria subsp. sativa (arugula), 591 nucleotides long. NCBI's taxonomy places the organism in Eukaryota, Viridiplantae, Streptophyta, Magnoliopsida, Brassicales, Brassicaceae. The record is from the annotation of a GenBank genome assembly.
AUGGAGGAGGAGUAUACCGAUUAUUGGAGAAUUGAGAAGUUUGAUCCGGCAUGGAAUCCGACAGGUAUGCUCGAAGUCAGCUCUUUCUCCAGACGCUAUCCUCACCACAGAGAGACGUAUCUUCAGGCGUGUUGGCAAAGUGUUAAAUCCGCUCUCAAGGAGUACGGAGUCGCUUGCGAGCUCAACUUAGUUGAAGGUUCUAUGACUGUUUCAACGACCAAGAAGACUAGAGAUCCUUACAUCAUUGUAAAAGCUAGGGAUUUGCUUAGGCUUCUGUCUAGAAAUGUCCCUGCUCCUCAGGCGAUUAAGAUUCUUAAAGAUGACAUGACUUAUGAUAUCAUCAAUAUCCGAAAAUUGGUUCGUAAAAAGGAAAGGUUUGUCAGAAGAAGGCAGAGGCUUGUGGGUCCUGGUUUUUCUACAUUGAAGGCGCUGGAAAUAUUUACCAACUGUUACAUUCUUGUUCAGGGAAAUACAGUAGCCGGAAUGGGUUCUUUUAUAGGUCUCAAAAAACUCAGAUGGGUUCUGGGAUACAUAGAGAGUUCAAGUUGGGAUCCUUUGUCUAUUAUAAAUGCUGAAUAUAAUCGGAUUUAA